This is a messenger RNA of Cryptomeria japonica (Japanese cedar), 1176 nucleotides long. Its product is annotated as glyoxylase I 4. Bases 122 to 799 code for a protein of 225 amino acids. NCBI's taxonomy places the organism in Eukaryota, Viridiplantae, Streptophyta, Pinopsida, Cupressales, Cupressaceae. The transcript has 4 exons. The record is from RefSeq and is a predicted model, not a curated record.
AACUUAUUUCACUCGUACUCUGACUGAAAAACUUUGCAUUUUUUGCUCCAUAAGUUGUGUCGUUUCUCAUCCUCUGAGCCCUGCAGAGAAUCCCAGUUUCUUAGUUUAGCUAAGAAUAAAUAUGGGGAAGGGGGAGAAUCCAUGUCCUCUGCCUUUGUUGUCUCUGAAUCAUGUCUCACUGGUGUGUAAGUCUGUUGAAUCUUCCUCUCGAUUCUACAAGGAUGUUCUUGGAUUUCAGCUUAUCAAGAGGCCUUCCUCAUUCGAUUUCGAAGGAGCUUGGUUGUUCAACUAUGGAGUGGGUAUACACCUAUUGCAGUGCAAUUCUGUUGACGAUCUCCCAAAGAAAACUGAGAUCAAUCCGAGAGAUAACCAUAUCUCCUUUCAGUGUAGUGAUAUUGGUAUUGUGGAGAGAAGAUUAGAAGACAUCAAAAUGAAAUAUGAGAAGAGAGUUGUGAAGGAAGGAGGGGUAUAUGUGGACCAAAUUUUCUUCCAUGAUCCAGAUGGUUACAUGAUAGAGAUCUGCAACUGCCAUGUCCUUCCAAUUGUUCCACUGACUGAAUGCCAGGCUCCUCCUGCUACUCGAUCAAAAUUUUCAUGGCUGAAAUCCACAUCCCAAAAAGAAAGAAAAGAAAGUUUCUCAGAAAUCUGCCCAGUUGCAAUAAAUUCUAACCCAGACCAAGUAGAGCUCUCUGCUUUCAAAAAGGGUGUCGAAUCAACCAAAAAUGAGCGAAGCUGCCCGUAUGAAGCACUGGAAGAUGAGAAACCUCUUUUCCUUGACAUCAUGAAUUUCUACCUUUGAAACUAUGGCUUAAAUUCAGCAAUUCUCUGCUCAUCCAUGGAAGAGAAUUUAUAAAUUCAUUGUGUCUGUAGAUCUUUGGGGAAGCUUUCCAAGUCGUCUAUUUUGAUAAUAUUGCAUUAUAUCUCUUAUACACAAUAAGGAGCUUUAUGCGUGGUUGCCAAUACUACACUGUUUGCACUGAAUCAGUAAAGUUUGUAUCAGUGUAAACAGUUGAUUUGAGGAUUAUUCAUGGCUGCAUAUGGUAACAAUAAGGCAGCAAGAGUCUGUCGUAUAGUAAGUACAAUAUAGAAGUGGAACAACAAGUGUGUAUUAAACUCUGCCUUCUGAGUUUUUCCUGUCAUAUUAUUGACAUUCUAAAUAAAUGCAUGAUUUGAACA